CGUUACGUCAUCAGUACGGUUGAUGCCAAAGAUGAGAAAGAUAAAGAUUAUUUUCAUUUUCACCUCUUUGAGUUUAAUAUUGGCAGAAUUAGUUUUAGGCGGGUGUGUUGACCAGCACAGCCAGUGCAGAAUGUGGAGCACGCUUGGGAAAUGCUACACGAAUCACAAGUUCAUGCUGGCGUGUUGCGAAGAGUCGUGUAACAGUUGUGGUGUCGAGUGUACGGACUUGUUUGAUGACUGCGAGUUCUGGGCUACUAUCGGUCUCUGCCACAAGAACCGCCGCUGGAUGAUCCCGAACUGCCGCAAGUCAUGUAUUCGUUGCCGUGAAAAUGUUGCCGACUGUAAAGCCAGAAAUGAUAUUAUUCUUAAAACAUUUCAGAACUAAAAAAUAAAAUAAAAACUAAAAAAGAAGAAGAGAAAAGCAGAUAAUCAAAUGUUGAAUAUAUUCGAUGACGUCUGCUAACUAUUGAAUUUCAUCUUCCAAGUGACGAGUUUUGGUGAAAAUACAAGUUAAUAACUAGUGAUAAAUGUCUUGGAUAUAGAUUGCUGUUGUACUUUAUAUAUGUAGGCCUACUGAUCAAUAAAUAAAAUACGAAAAAAAGG
Gigantopelta aegis is the source of this 603-nucleotide messenger RNA. RefSeq names its product putative tyrosinase-like protein tyr-3. The record is from RefSeq and is a predicted model, not a curated record. The transcript is spliced from 4 exons. NCBI's taxonomy places the organism in Eukaryota, Metazoa, Mollusca, Gastropoda, Neomphalida, Peltospiridae. Bases 23 to 385 code for a protein of 120 amino acids.